Molecule: messenger RNA, 1869 nt
Organism: Capronia coronata CBS 617.96
Lineage: Eukaryota; Fungi; Ascomycota; Eurotiomycetes; Chaetothyriales; Herpotrichiellaceae
Product: alkaline phosphatase
Exons: 1
Coding region: 1-1869 (622 amino acids)
Biological process (GO): dephosphorylation
Cellular component (GO): fungal-type vacuole membrane
Molecular function (GO): alkaline phosphatase activity
Source: RefSeq, a predicted model, not a curated record
AUGACGCGGUCCGAAGAGCCUCUCCUAGCGAGACCGGCAUCACCCAACUCGUCGACCAACGAGAUCGAGGAGGAAGAUGCGCUCCUGACGGGCCAGCCCACGAACCGAUCACCUACAUCCAAAGCACGGAAAUGGAGAGAAGCCGGCCUGUUCGUAUGGGCGGUACUCGCCACCGCUGCGGUCAUCGUUCUAGCCGUCGUCUACCAGCACGAAUCGUCAGUGGCACGCUCAAGACCGAAGACCGGGGGAUGGGGUCCAGACGGGAAGCCGAGCGGCAAGCGCAACAUGAUAUUCAUGGUGUCAGACGGCAUGGGCCCGACGUCUCUGUCCUUGACGAGGAGCUGGAGACAAUACACCAGUGGACUACCCAUUGACGACCUCCUAGUGCUGGACAGACACCUGAUCGGGUCGUCGAGGACACGCAGCUCGAGCAGCCUGGUGACGGACUCGGCGGCCGGCGCGACGGCGUUUUCGUGCGGCUUCAAGAGCUACAAUGGUGCGAUUUCGGUGUUGCCCGACCACACGCCGUGUGGGACGGUGCUGGAAGCGGCCAAACGAGCGGGAUACAUGACGGGGUUGGUGGUGACGACGCGGCUGACCGAUGCCACGCCGGCGUGCUUUGCAGCGCAUGCCAACCGGCGGGAAUACGAAGAUCUGAUCGCCGAACAGAUGGUCGGCCAUUACCCGCUUGGCCGGGUGGUGGACCUGCUCAUCGGCGGAGGACGAUGCCAUUUCCUGCCCAACACCACUGAAGGGUCGUGCAGAGCCGACUCGACCGACGUGGUGGCCAUGGCCAAGGACGACUUCGGGUACCAGUACAUCGACAACCGGGCGGAUUUCGACAACCUUGACAACCAAAACGGUCAUCUCGACCUGCCUCUCCUGGCUCUGCUGGCUGACACCGACAUCCCCUAUGAGAUCGACCGGGCCCAGGUGUCGGACGUGUACCCGAGCGAAGCGGAGAUGGCCAGACUCGCGCUCAAGGCAUUGUCCGCUGCGACCAAGGACUCGGACAAGGGCUUCUUCCUCAUGAUCGAAGGGUCCCGGAUCGACCAUGCCGGCCAUGCCAACGACCCGGCGGCCCAAGUGCGCGAAGUCAUGGCCCACGACGAAGCAUUCGACGCAGUACUCAAGUUCCUUGACGGCGACGAGACAGAAGGCGUGCUCGUGUCCACGUCGGACCAUGAGACGGGUGGUCUCGCCACCGCCAGACAGCUUCACGAGUCAUACCCCCAGUAUCGAUGGUAUCCGGAAGUCCUGGCCAACGCGAGCCACUCGUACGAGUUCAUGGCGCGGGAGUGGCGCAAAUACCUCGACUCCUCGUCUUCGCUGUCGCGUGGCGAAAAAGCCAUCAAGCUCGCCGACAUGAUCUCUUCAGACCUCGGCAUCACAGACUACAGCGACGACGAAAUCGACGCCAUCAUCGACGCCUCGCCGGUCUGGCCUCCGGCGUACCACUUUGCCGACAUGAUUUCGCGCCGCGCCCAGGUCGGCUGGUCCACGCACGGCCACAGCGCUGCGGACGUCAACAUCUACGCCUCGCACCCUACUCAUGCCCCGGGACUGGUGGGCAACCACGAGAACAUCGAAGUUGGCCAGUUUAUCGCCGAGUACCUCGACCUCGAUCUCGAGCCGGUCACCAAGGAGCUGAGGGAGAAGAAGGUCAAGACUUCCUAUUCCGCUUCUGCAUCCCAUUCCGGCAAUCAAACCGCUGCAUCUGAAGGUUGGGGCGAGUGGAUGGGUCCGCCUGGGUUACCGGCCAAUGAUAACGCACAACUUGUCUCGCUUGACGAGUAUCAUGGCGACUUCAAGCAUCGGAAACGCGAAGCCGAAGCUGCAAUGGACUGUGGCUGUGGCAUGAAGCAUUGA